UCCAUCCAUGUUCAUUAACCCCUCCCAGCCAAACUGUUACUAAAGUUACCACCAGUCUUGUAACACGAAUAGUCUGUUCAACAGUCUGCUGCUUUCUGCUUGUUUUAAGCAAAACACAGUGGUCUCAGGUUACUGCUUGAGGAAUGGGUUUGGUGGAAGAGCUUCUCGUGCAACCUAUAAUCACAGGCAUAUUGCUUGUGAUAGUGUUUCUGCUGAUUGUGUAUUUCCUUUUUUCUGAUGCCAGCUCUCAGGAAGAAAACAAAGAGCCUCCGGGUCCUAAACCAGUGCCUAUCCUGGGAAACAUGCUACAGCUGGACCUCAAGAGACCCUACCUGACUCUGCAUGAAAUGUCAAAGAAAUAUGGCUCAAUAUUCACUGUGUAUCUUGGGCCUAAGAAAGUGGUUGUCUUGGCAGGAUAUCAAACUGUUAAACAAGCACUUGUAAAUUAUGCAGAGGAAUUUGGAAACAGAGAUAUUACUCCCAUUUUCUUUGACUUCAGCAAAGGACAUGGAAUUCUGUUUAGCAAUGGUGAAAACUGGAGAGAAAUGAGAAGAUUUUCGCUCACCACCCUUCGAGACUUUGGGAUGGGCAAAAAAAUUAGUGAGGAGAUAAUCAUAGAAGAAACACACUAUUUGAGGGAAGUGAUUGAAGAAUUUCAGGGGAAUCCAUUUGAUACUUCUCAGCCAUUAAAUUAUGCCACCUCCAAUGUCAUCUCUGCAAUUGUGUAUGGAAGCAGGUUUCAAUACAGUGACCUUCACUUCAAAGAAAUGGUUAACCGGAUCAACGAGAACAUCAGGGUUAUGGGCUCACCUUCUAUACAGAUCUAUAACAUGUUUCCCUGGCUUGGUUGCUGGCUAAAGAACUGGAAGCUCAUCAUGAAAAAUGUGGAGCAAAAUAAAAAGCAAAUAAAAGAGCUUUUGGACAAGUUGGAGGAGACACUAAAAGUUGAGGAAACCAGAGGCUUCAUUGACUCUUUUCUUAUACGCAAAAAGAAUGCAGAGAAAGCUGGAGAUAAAGACACUUUGUUUCACGAACAGAAUCUCAUUAUAACAGUUUCCAACCUGUUUGCUGCUGGUACUGACACGACUAGCACAACACUUCGCUGGUGCCUUCUGCUCAUGGCCAAGUAUCCUCAGGUUCAGGACCGUGUCCACGAAGAGAUUGACAGAGUCAUUGGAGGUCGUCAGCCAGUGGUGGAGGAUAGAAAGAAUUUGCCUUACACAGAUGCAGUGAUCCAUGAAACUCAGAGACUAGCUAACAUAGUACCAAUGAGUCUCCCCCAUACCACUAGUUGUGAUGUUAAAUUCCAGGGCUUCAUCAUCAAGAAGGGUACCUGCGUGUUUCCUCUCCUGACAUCUGUGUUGAGGGAUGAAAGUCAGUGGGAGAGCCCACAGAGCUUUAACCCAGCACAUUUCCUUGAUGAGCAAGGCCGAUUUGUUAAGAAAGAUGCCUUCAUGCCUUUUUCUGCAGGGCGGAGGUUGUGUCUGGGAGAGAGUCUGGCCAGGAUGGAGCUAUUCCUAUUCUUCACCUACUUAAUACAGCAUUUCCACUUCACUCCUCCACCAGGGGUGUCUGAGGAUGAGCUGGACCUCACUCCAGCUGUGGGCCUCACAUUGAACCCCUCUCCCCACAAACUGUGUGCAGUUAGCCGUGCAUCACACACACAUUAAGACCUAAUUUACAUAAACCCCCAAAUGCUCUUAAGUAUAUUAAAAUGUGUACUUCUUUUAUAUACUUACAAUUUUAUGUACUUAAAUAUGCUAAAUAACAUUAAUCUCAUUCAUUGAUCAAGUGUUUAAAUAAACUUUACUAGUUGAUAACACAAAAAUAAAAGUAAAUUGUAAUAACAUUACUGUGAAAUAUACGUUUAAUUAAAACUUUUUGAUUUAAAGAAAUACACUUGUUUUUGCAAAGUCUGUUAAACAAUCUUUAGUAAUGCAGUUAAAGCACAUGCUACAUGUUAUUAUACUUUCAUGUAACUGAAUUUUAACAAGUAAAAAGUGAAUGUUGCAUUGUUAAUUAUAUUUCUGAAAAAAGUCAAAUUAAAACUUUUCUGUUUAAAA
This is a messenger RNA of Ictalurus punctatus (channel catfish), 2063 nucleotides long. Its product is annotated as cytochrome P450 2K1. Gene Ontology annotation, cellular component: cytoplasm; intracellular membrane-bounded organelle. The record is from RefSeq and is a predicted model, not a curated record. Gene Ontology annotation, molecular function: iron ion binding; oxidoreductase activity, acting on paired donors, with incorporation or reduction of molecular oxygen, reduced flavin or flavoprotein as one donor, and incorporation of one atom of oxygen; heme binding. NCBI's taxonomy places the organism in Eukaryota, Metazoa, Chordata, Actinopteri, Siluriformes, Ictaluridae. The transcript has 9 exons. The coding region runs from base 144 to 1670 and encodes 508 amino acids. Gene Ontology annotation, biological process: xenobiotic metabolic process.